AUCCUUCAUACUCCUCACUACCUCUCUUCUUCCCUCAACCGCCGCUCUCUUUCCCACCCUACGCGCGCUUUUCCGAUGGCACCGAAGAAGGAUAAAGCUCCUCCCCCAUCAUCCAAGCCGGCGAAAUCCGGUGGCGGCAAGCAGAAGAAGAAGAAGUGGAGCAAGGGAAAGCAAAAGGAGAAGGUGAACAACAUGGUGCUGUUUGAUAAGGCAACCUACGACAAGUUGCUCUCCGAGGCACCUAAAUACAAGCUCAUCACUCCUUCCGUUCUGUCCGAUCGUCUCAGGAUCAGUGGAUCACUGGCCAGGAAAGCAAUUAGGGAGCUUAUGGCUAGGGGUUUGAUCAGAAUGGUGUCAGCUCAUGCAAGCCAGCAGAUAUACACCAGGGCCACUAACACCUAGGUGUUACAUUUUAGUGUAUUACAGAGCUUCAAAUGGGUUUUGUCUGAUUAGAACUUUGAUUUUUUAGCUUUAAUGUUGCUGCAAGAGAUGUUAAACUUGAGGUAUCAACUAUUAUAGUGUUGCUCGGUUUUUUUUGUCACAGAUUUUUAUUGAUAUUCGACUCUAUAAGCCUGCAUUUUCUCAUGAUCACAAUAUGGUUGUACCCACAAAUUAUUUAAACUAUUUUGUUCAUCAA
Messenger RNA from Sesamum indicum (sesame), 637 nucleotides. RefSeq names its product small ribosomal subunit protein eS25. The record is from RefSeq and is a predicted model, not a curated record. Lineage: Eukaryota; Viridiplantae; Streptophyta; Magnoliopsida; Lamiales; Pedaliaceae.